CUGAUACCAGUCGGCUGGUUGACAUUUGAUGUUCCCUUUGAUUUUAUAGUGUAUUGUCGAGUAGAAACGUGAAGCACUGAAAGUGAUUAGGACUAGUUUAAACAUAAAAAGUUAUUUGGCAAUUUAUUAAACAAAAUGCAGGCGGUUUCGGGUUUAGUGAAAACAACAAUUCCAGACUACUUGUCAAACUUGCCAAUCCCCGAUUCCUUCACGGGUUGGUUUAAAUUGUCAUUUAAGGAUUGGUUGGCGCUCGUUCCACCCACUGCCGUUGUUGCUGGUCUUGGCUAUGUCUCAUAUUUAGCAUUUUGUCCAGCCGCACGAAAGGGCUGCAGCGGUUCGGGUCGCUGCAACCAAUCUAUACGCAAAUCGGAAGCUAAGGUGGUGGACAUGAUUGACAUUGAAAAUAUUGCCGAAAAAGCAGCAUUUUGCCGUUGCUGGAAAACCAAGAACUGGCCCUAUUGUGAUGGCAGUCACGGCGAACAUAACAAACAGACUGGAGAUAACGUUGGACCUGUUGUUUUACAAAGGAAGAAGUAAGCUAGCGUCCCGUUCGUUGUCAUCGAUGAUAGCGGUAUUCCACUGUUGUUGGUUCUAUUGUGCCAACCGAUACCAAGGCAAAAUAUACGGAAUUAUAGAGAGCAUUACAAUAAUACUUAAUUGAAUUUGAUAUUAGCAGUUGGUUUAUUAUUUUCUAACUCUCACUAAACGCAUUUCUUUGAGCAGUAAAUUUUAAUGAACCGUUUUGUCAAAUGACUUCCCUUUAAAAAUUAGUUUAAAAUUUGCUUUGAAAGCAUGUUAAGCAAGAUAAAGUUGUCCUAUAAUAUUGAAAAAAAUUUGCUAAUUAUACAAUAAAUUGUAAACAAAUUAUUGAAAUAAUGAAAUUGUUUGUUUCAACAAAACACGCUAAUCGACAACCAUGAUUCACUUUAUAUUUUGAAAGACACUUUGAUAAAUGAAGCUAGCGCAACCAAAAUAUUUUUUCAAACUUUUAUUAAAAAAGAACAGUAUUUGUUUAAUAUAAAUAAUAUUUUCUCAGCUGGCUGUUUUGAGUUUGCUGCACUUAUAAAAAGAAAAAACCUACGAAUGUUUAUUACAAAAAGGCUUGAUUUUCGUGAGCUUAUAGAUUUAUUUUCAGGAUGGCUGAUAGGGUUUAGUCGGUUAACUUUAAAUUAGGACACAUUUGGUGACACAACUACUUAUU
This is a messenger RNA of Zeugodacus cucurbitae (melon fly), 1201 nucleotides long. It is a transcript of the gene Cisd2, whose product is annotated as CDGSH iron-sulfur domain-containing protein 2 homolog. Bases 136 to 537 code for a protein of 133 amino acids. The record is from RefSeq and is a predicted model, not a curated record. Gene Ontology annotation, molecular function: 2 iron, 2 sulfur cluster binding. Gene Ontology annotation, cellular component: mitochondrial outer membrane; intracellular membrane-bounded organelle. The transcript is spliced from 3 exons. Gene Ontology annotation, biological process: regulation of autophagy. NCBI's taxonomy places the organism in Eukaryota, Metazoa, Arthropoda, Insecta, Diptera, Tephritidae.